Bursaphelenchus okinawaensis is the source of this 2722-nucleotide messenger RNA. NCBI's taxonomy places the organism in Eukaryota, Metazoa, Nematoda, Chromadorea, Rhabditida, Aphelenchoididae. The record is from the annotation of a GenBank genome assembly.
AUGAAUUGUCUACUAGUACUAGCAUUACUGGUAGGCCUGACGACCAGUUUACCAUUAAUGAAAGGUCGUUUUAUUUCUUGGAAGUUGAAUGGAAAGAACCAUCAAGCACCAUUCCUUGGACAACCUGAACAAAUUCAUCUGUCUUAUGCUGGUAAGUACUAUACAGUAAGCUAGAGUACCUAUGAAUAGGCCCUUCGACUACUACAGUAAACAGGAAUAGGCGUUUAGGCUAUGGGGGAAGGAAGGGGGAAUACUUAAAUUUUUUAAUAUUUUAUUGUUUAUUGUCAUGUUUAGGUCACCCAUCAGCUUACUAUGUAACGUGGCUGACAUUUGAUGAUACUGAAGAGUCAUUCGUACAAUUUAGCUCUGAUUUGAAGUUUGAUCACAAGAUACCAUCAGAGAUAUCAGAGUUUACUGAUGAUGGAAAGAAACAAACCAAGAGAUACAUUCACAGAGCUGUUAUCAAGAGCAUUGAGGCUGGUAAAAGAUACUGUAAGUUUUUAUAUCUAUACCCUACAUUAUUGUACUCUACUCUAACUUACCCUAUUUCAUUCUAUUCUACCGUACUAUAGUAUACCGUAUCUAUUUUUAGCCUUGUAUACUUAUUUUCUAUGACAUAUCAUGCUGUAAUUUCAGUUUACCGAGUAGGAAGUGACUUUGGCUGGAGUAGUGUCUACAGUUUUGUUGGUCUGAAGUCGCGUGACGAUGGUGGCUACAGGCUAGCGAUCUACGGAGACUUGGGUAAUAUAAAUGCGAGAAGUUUGGGCAAAUUACAGCGACAAGCUCAAGAUGGACAGUUCGACAUGGUAAUUCACAAUGGUAUGUUGGUUACUGUGUUGUAAAUCAUAAUUACUUGGCUGUAAAUUUGAAAACUGUGGGUCAGCUAUAAAUAUAAUAUCGGGUCUGCAGUAUUGUGAAUUUACUGUACAUCGGUUUACCGUAACGUUAAAAUAACUAUUUAUAACAAUAUUGCUAUAGCUCCAGUAAAAUAAAAAUGAUAUGCCGAUUUCAGGUGACUUUGCCUAUGACAUGCACAAUAAGGAUGGCAAGUUUGGGGAUGAAUUCAUGCGACAAAUAGAGCCGAUGGCAGCCUACCUCCCGUAUAUGGUCAGUCCUGGUAAUCAUGAGAGGUCGUACAACUUCAGUCACUAUGUCAACCGAUUUACCAUGCCCGGCAGUGAUCAUAAUCUUUACUACAGGUAAUUUUAUCAAAAGUUUCUUGAAGCUGGUUGAAAAGUUUGUAUAAAAAGCAAAAGCGACAGCAGUAUCGUUGUAUUAGAGAGUUUAAAAAGUAAUGAGCCAUAUAACCCUGAAAUUUUCUAUAAAAAAUGGCUCAUUACUUUUUGAACAAGCUAAUACAUGGAAGAUUUUAACUAGUUUUUGAAACUUUUUGACUAAAAUGCCACUUUUCAUGUGACGUCUAUAACUUUUUUACUACCUUCUUGAAAGAAUAGUAGAAUAUUACUUUACUGUGUUUCAGUUAUGACCUUGGAGAUGCCCAUUACAUCGCCUAUUCAUCUGAAAUAUACUACUGGAGCCAGUUCUACGAUAAGUCCCAUAUCCAAAGACAAUACGACUGGUUGAUGGAGGACCUUAAGGUAACUUAACUUUUCUAUAACACACUUACAGUAAAUAUGCAAAAAAUUAUUUUUUCUUAACUUUAUGGUCAAUAAGUUUAUGGAAAGAUAAAGAGGCCAUGCUCAUAAAUUGAAGUCGAUUCUACGGACUUUUUGACCAAAUUUUAAAACUAAAAUUAGUUUUAAAAUACAUCAUAACAUCCUUUUUGUAAAUUUAACGUUCCAUCUUCAGAAAGCCAAUGCAAAUCGUCGUAACGUGCCGUGGAUCAUCGUAUUCGGCCAUCGCUCAAUGUACUGUAGCGAUGUUGAAGGUAACUGUGUGAAAAACGAGCGAAAGAUGAGAGAAGGACUGGACGAGGAAGGAACUUUCGGACUAGAAAAGCUAUUCUACAAAUAUGGAGUGGACUUGAUCAUUGGAGCACAUGAACACAACUAUGAACGACAUUGGCCCAUGUUCAACUUUACUGUAAGUUCGUGGGGUUUAUAGGCGGUUUUAGUGGUUAUAUUGGGGAAGUAGUACGUGUUUUACAUUUCGUAAUAUUCACAAGAUCCCAAAGGUAAUAUUUCUAUCAAAAAUUUAGUUUUUAUAUCAACAUACGUUAAGUUUUGUCACUUGAAAGUAAAAAAAAACUAAAAUUUUUCGUCUUUUAAAUUUUUUUCUCGUAUUUUACAAAAAUAAUUCAGAAUAUAUUUUUAGGUAUACAAUGGCACUGAAUCCCCAUAUGUAGAUCCUCCAGCUCCAGUCCACAUUGUAACUGGAUCAGCCGGCUGUUGGGAGAAUACCACCCACUUCCGGGAUCCAAUUGCACCGUGGAGCGCCUUCAGAUCCAGUAACUACGGCUUUAGUAGAAUGCAAAUCUUCAACAAAACACACUUGUACUUCGAACAGGUCGAGGCUGCUGCUGUAAGUUGUUUUACAGUUCUUUUGAAACCUAGUAUAGUAAAAGCUACUUUUGUUUUACGUUUACACUCAAAAAUUGAUAAAACUAAAUCAUUAAAGAUAAAAAUUAACAAAAUUGUAACUUCAGGACAAAGUAGAAGACUCGUUCUGGCUAGUAAAGUCAUCCCACGACGUUAGAGAUGGCUUAAAAUUAAAUUCUUGGCCAAAACAACAGUCAUAUCACAAUCUUUUGACAAAAUAUUAG